Lactuca virosa is the source of this 1173-nucleotide messenger RNA. The record is from the annotation of a GenBank genome assembly. Lineage: Eukaryota; Viridiplantae; Streptophyta; Magnoliopsida; Asterales; Asteraceae.
AUGGAUACUCGAUCUAACAUUGAUCCGACAAGAAGAUAUGGUACCCAAGACCCUAAGAUUAGAAACAAAUUUACAUGCACUUUCUGCACAAAAGUUGUUAAGGGAGGUGCAUACCGGUUAAAACAGCACCUUGUUGGAGGUUAUAGAAACGUCACUGAUUGCCCAAGAUGUCCGGAACAUAUCCGGAAAGAAGUAACAGAUUUUAUGAAAGAAAAACAACCAUCAAAAGAAAGUAUUCAAAUGCUAUCAAGGAUGCAAGAAGUUGAUGAGUAUGACGAAGACGAAGAAGAAGAUUGUGUUGAAAUAAGAUCAAAAAGGGGAAGUGAAGGAACUAGCAAACUACCUCCCAAAAAGAAGCCAAAACAAAGAGGACUUAUAGAUAUGUAUUACACUCCAAAUCCUGAAGGUGCACUUAAAGGUAGAAAAGAAGGUAAAGGAGGGAAACAACAAACGAUUAAUGAGGUGUGUCGGAAAGAACUAAGGGGAAAAGCAUGCAGUGAAAUAGCAAAAUGGUUUUAUGAUGCAGGUAUUCCUUUUAAUGCUGCUACAUAUGAUAGUUUUAAUAUCAUGGUAGAAGCAAUUGGACAAUUUGGUCCCGUAAUGAAACCACCUAGCAUGUAUGAGCUAAGGGUGCCUUUGCUAAAGAAAGAAGUAGAAGCCAUUAAAGGAAAAAUGAAGGAACACGAGGAAGAAUGGGCCCAAAAAGGGUGUUCGAUCAUGUCAGCCGGUUGGCGUGAUUCGGUGGUGCAAAAAGAUAUUAUAAACUUUUUAGUGAAUUCUCCGCGGGGAUCUGUUUUCAAGAAAUCUAUGGAUGUCUCAGAAGUUUCAAAGGAUGCAAACUUGUUGUUUGGUGUUCUUGAUGACAUAGUUAAAGAGGUUGGAGAGGUCAAUGUUAUCCAAGUUAUCACGGAUAAUGCGUCCGCUUAUGUUAAAGCGGGGAAAUUACUGGAAGCCAAAAGACCACACCUCUUUUGGACACCAUGUGCGACACAUUGUGUUGAUCUUAUGUUAGAUGACAUUGGCAAGCAAAUUCCUAAAGUGAGAAGUGCUUUGAAGAAAUGUAUGCUGUCGAAUGUGUUUAUAUAUACCCAUGUUGGUCUUGUGAGCAUGAUGCGCAAGUUUACUAAUCAAAGAAACUUGCAUAGACCUGCUAUUAGCCGGUUUGUCUCUUAA